AUGUCUACCGUCCAAUUUUCCGUCGUGGAUGUCUUCUCUACAACUCCCUAUAAGGGCAACCCACUCGCCGUGGUUGAUGACCUCUCCUCGUCCCUAACGGAUACCCAAAUGAAACAUAUUGCACGGCAAUUUAACCUGUCUGAGACCACCUUUGUUAGCCUACCUACUGUUAAGAACGCCGUAUACAGACUACGCUCUUUUCUUCCAGACGGCAAAGAAGUGUUUGGGGCUGGACACAAUAGCCUUGGAGCGAUAUGGUGGUUAGCGAAGAAGGGGAGCCUAGGAUCUAUUAAGCCAAGCGGUGCAGAUAACCGUAUUCAUUUUAACCAGCAGCUGGGUCCGGAUGCGCUACCCGUCGUCGUAUAUCAGGAUCCUGGAGAUGACAACCAAGGGCUAUCCGUCACCCUCCGUCAAGCACCUCCCAAGUUCCACGGUAUACACCCAAAUCUCGCAGAAUUAGCUGGAGUCUUGGGUAUCAGCGAAGCAUCAAUUGGGUUCAAAUGGGAGGGAAAGACGAUAGCCACACCACAGGUCGUUUCCACUUCCACGACGAGACACCUUCUUGUUCCCAUUUCUGAUGAGACGGUACUUCAUAAUAUCAACUUGGUCGACCGUGACAAAUUAGCCAAGGAAAUUCAAUAUGCGGAUAAUAUGGCGUAUGGAUUAUACCUAUUCACCCCUUCGUCACAGAAUGCGAGCGCCGCAGAUGGUUUGCCUAUCUUCCAUGCACGAUUUUUCAGCCCUGGAAUGUCCGGGGAGGAUCCCGCGACUGGGAGCGCUGCGGGCCCUAUGGCUGCAUAUUUAUAUAAAUAUGGCAUUUUUGAACUUGGAGCUAUGGCUAGCCAGGAAGAACAAAAGGUUGUAGUUCUUCAGGGACUGAGGGCUGGAAGGGCAUGUUAUUUGACUAUCGCCGUUGGGUUAUUGGAAGGGAAAAGUGUUCAGGGUAUCGAUGACAGAGAGGCCGUCAGCACAAGUGUAACCGGGCAGGGAGUGGAAGUUAUGAAAGGGAGUCUGGUUAUCCCUGGGACCGAGAUGAAGUUUUGA
Arthroderma uncinatum is the source of this 1044-nucleotide messenger RNA. RefSeq lists its product as uncharacterized. Lineage: Eukaryota; Fungi; Ascomycota; Eurotiomycetes; Onygenales; Arthrodermataceae. Gene Ontology annotation, molecular function: isomerase activity. Gene Ontology annotation, biological process: biosynthetic process. Gene Ontology annotation, cellular component: cytoplasm. The transcript has a single exon. Bases 1 to 1044 code for a protein of 347 amino acids. The record is from RefSeq and is a predicted model, not a curated record.